Chrysochloris asiatica (Cape golden mole) is the source of this 1539-nucleotide messenger RNA. It is a transcript of the gene ADGRG5, whose product is annotated as G protein-coupled receptor 114. The transcript is spliced from 10 exons. The record is from RefSeq and is a predicted model, not a curated record. Gene Ontology annotation, molecular function: G protein-coupled receptor activity. Gene Ontology annotation, biological process: cell surface receptor signaling pathway; adenylate cyclase-activating G protein-coupled receptor signaling pathway. Bases 1 to 1539 code for a protein of 512 amino acids. Gene Ontology annotation, cellular component: membrane. NCBI's taxonomy places the organism in Eukaryota, Metazoa, Chordata, Mammalia, Afrosoricida, Chrysochloridae.
AUGGAUCGCUGUGGGGUCCUCCUCCUCUACCUCUGCCUUGGGACUUCUCAGAAUGGGAGAGCAGGUAAGGGACUCUCCUGCACUGGCCACAAUAUCAGCAAGCAUAUCCAUGACCUGGAGGAGGUCCUGCUGAAAGCCAGCUUCAAGGGCAAAAACCUGACUCAGGAGACGUCUUCAGGCAACAUCAUGUCUCUGGCCUUCAAGCUGGACCAUGACUUCACUGGUCUCCACCUGAACAGCACCAUUCUAAAGCAGGACCCUCAGGUCAGGCCUUCCCACUUCAUGCACUUCCCAGGCGAGUUGCGAAGGAAGGCCUGCCCUACUUGCCACAGCGAGCUGCGUCUCAUCUGCAUCUACUUCUUUACCUCCUUCUUUUUCCAGGAUAUCACCAAUGCAUCUCUGCUUAAUAACUACGUCUUUGGGGCCCAGCUGGACCACUACCAUGUGAGCAACCUCAGCGAGCCGAUCAAUAUCAGCUUCUGGCACAACCAAAGCCUGGAAAACCACAAGCUGACCUGUGUUUUCUGGAAGGAGGACAACAGCACUCAUCACUGCGGGACCUGGAGCCCCGAGGGCUGCGACACAGAACAGCGGUCCCCUGACCAGGUGAUUUGCCACUGCAACCACCUCAGCUAUUUUGCUGUUCUCAUGCAACUCACCUCAGCACCGCUCCCUCCUGAGUUGUUGGCGCCGCUCAUAUAUAUAUCCUAUGUGGGCUGCAGCAUCUCCAUAGUGAGCUCCUUACUCACCAUUCUGCUGCACGUGUACACCAGAAAGCCCAGCGAUUUUACGACACAUAUCCAUAUGAACCUGGAUGUCUCCGUGCUGCUCCUGAAUGUCACCUUCCUGCUGAGCUCUGUGCUGGCCAUGCCCUCCAGACCCGAGUCAGCAUGCAUGAUGCUGGCUGCCACCCUGCACUACACACUGCUAAGCUGCCUCACCUGGAUGGCCAUUGAAGGCUUCAACCUCUACCUUCUCCUUUUGCGUGUCUACAACAUCUACAUUCACCGAUAUGUACUCAAGCUCUGUGCAGUGGGCUGGGGGGUCCCAGCCAUCCCGGUGCUGUUCAUCCUUGCUGUCAAUAGAUCAGCGUAUGGACUUCAUGAGAUACCAAUCUCUCAAAGCCAGGAAAACAGCACGGGCCUCCAGAACAUAUCCAUGUGCUGGGUGACGAACUCCACAGUGCACAGUGUUCUGGUCAUGGGCUAUGGUGGCUUCACAUGUCUUUUCAACCUGGUGGUUCUGGUCUGGGCCCUGCUGGCCAUUCGAAGGCUUCGGAUGAAGAAGAAGGCGCCGGGCACCCGGCCCUGUAGGGACAUCAUCACUGUGCUGGGCCUCACCGUGCUGCUGGGCACCACCUGGGCCCUGGCCUUCUUUUCCUUUGGCAUCUUCCUGCGGGCUCAGGUCUUCCUCUUCACCAUCUUGAAUUCCUUCUACGGCUUCUUCCUCUUCCUGUGGUUCUGCUUCCAGAGGUGCCGCUUGCCGGCACAGACGAGAACAUCCAGUGAACCCUUAGGCUCCACCCAGAUGACGCAGUAG